Neofelis nebulosa (Clouded leopard) is the source of this 4009-nucleotide messenger RNA. It is a transcript of the gene FCRL5, whose product is annotated as Fc receptor like 5. Bases 75 to 3263 code for a protein of 1062 amino acids. Lineage: Eukaryota; Metazoa; Chordata; Mammalia; Carnivora; Felidae. Gene Ontology annotation, molecular function: transmembrane signaling receptor activity. The record is from RefSeq and is a predicted model, not a curated record. Gene Ontology annotation, biological process: cell surface receptor signaling pathway. The transcript is spliced from 17 exons.
UAAAGAAGGGUAGUGCCACUUCCUUCUUUCUAAUUCACUAGCACGACCUGCUCUUCGAAAAAGAACUUUCUCAGAUGAGCUCCUCGGGGCUGCUGUGGAGCUGUGCUUCUCAAGAAUCAAAACCAGCCCUGUUACUCCUGAGAAAAGCCCUCGUCUGGCCUCAUCCCGGGGCAGGCCGGGCCUUCAUGCUUCUGUGGGUGUCAGUGCUGGUCCUGGCUCCUGUCCGUGGAAAAUCUGAAGCUGCGUCCAAACCCGUGAUUUCCCUCCAUCCUCCAUGGACCGUCGCCUUCAGAGGAGAGACAGUGACCCUGACUUGUCACGUAUUGCAUUUCCACGCUCCAGAGAAAAUAAAACGGUUCCUUUGGUACCGCGAGGGUAGAAUACUACGCGAAACCCCAAGAAACACCCUGGAGGUCCAUGACUCCGGACAGUACAGAUGCCAGACCCAGGACUCGCUCCCAAGUGACCAUGUGAGCUUGACCUUUUCUUCAGAGAACCUGAUCCUGCAGGCUCCCCCCUUCGUGUUUGAAGGCGACUCUGUGGUUCUGAGAUGCCGAGCAAAUGCAGAAAUCACUCUGGAUACCAUGACACUGCACAGGCAGGGCGAGGUCCUGAGCAUCUCUGAUGAAAGUUCCGACUUCCGCAUCGAGCAAGCAAGUCUCAAAGAUAACGGAGACUAUCACUGUUCCGGAUUUAAGAAUGGCUGCUGUUCCUACUUUUCCAACACGAUCAACAUCGAAGUCCAAGAGCUGUUUCCACGUCCCGUGCUGACAGCCAGCCUCUCACCGAGCGUCUCUGGGAAGUCAGUGACCCUGACCUGCAAGACCAAGCUCCCUCCGCUGAGGUCAGACGUCAAACUCUGGUUCCGCUUCUUCAAAGACGACCACAUGCUGCAGUUGGGCUUGGAAAGCUUUCUGAAAAUCUCGACCCUCACCACGAGGAGCAGAAACCCGCCGUAUUACUGGUGCGAGGUCCAGAGAGGGUCUUCCGGCGUCUGCAAACAGAGCCAGAAAUCCCAGCUACGCGUGCAGAUCCCUGUGUCUCGUCCUGUCCUCACCCUCGGCCCCCAUGGGGCCUCGGUUCCUGAAGGAUAUACAGUGACGCUUACCUGUAAAGCCGAGAGUGGCUCCUUCCCAAUCUUGUACCAGUUCCUUCGCGAAGAAGUCGUCAUCCAGAAGAUGGAGCCCACUCGGGGCAUGAAGUCCGUCAUGUCUCUGAGGGCAGAGCAUUCUGGAAACUACUACUGCACCGCGGACAACGGCCUGGGUGCCCAACGCAGCCUGCCCGUCUACCUCACCGUGACUGUCCCCGUGUCUCGUCCUGUCCUCGCCCUCAGCCCCCGUGGGGCCUCGGUUCCUGAAGGACAUACAGUGACGCUUUCCUGUAAAGCCGAGAGAGGUUCGCCUCGCACCCUGUACAAGUUUUAUCACGAGAAUAUCAGCCUGGGGAGCAGGUCGGUCCUGUCUGCAGGAGGAGUGUCCCUCCGUGUCACUGUGACGGUGCAGGACUCUGGGAACUACUUCUGUACCGCUGACAAUGGCUUCGGGCCCCAGCGCAGUGAGGCCAAGAGCCUCUCUGUCAAAGUCCCAGUGUCCCGCCCCAUCCUCACCAUCAAGAGGCCCAGAUCCCAGGCCGUGGAGGGGGACGUGGUGGAGCUUUACUGUGGGGCCUGGAAGGGCUCUCCCCCCAUCCUGUACCGGUUUUAUCACGAGGACAAUGCCCUGGGGAGCAGCUGGGACUACAACAGAGGAGGAGCGUCUUUCAAACUCCCCCUGUCCGCAGAACAUUCUGGAAAAUAUGCCUGUGAGGCCGACAAUGGCCUGGGGGCCUGGCGCAGUGAGACAGUGUCACUCGACGUCAAAAUCCCAGCGUCCCGCCCCGUCCUCACCGUCAGGACGCCCAGGGCCCAGGCCGUGGAGGGGGACGUGGUGGAGCUUCGCUGUGAGGCCCGGAGGGGCUCUCCCCCCAUCCUGUACCGGUUUUAUCACGAGGACAACGCCCUGGGGAGCAGCAGGGUCCACAACAGAGAAGGAGCGUCCUUCAAACUCCCCCUGUCCGCAGAACAUUCUGGAAAAUAUGCCUGUGAGGCUGAUAAUGGCCUGGGGGCCCGGCGCAGUGAGACAGUGUCACUCAACGUCACAGUCCCAGCGUCCCGCCCCGUCCUCACCGUCAGGACGCCCAGGGCCCAGGCCGUGGAGGGGGACGUAGUGGAGCUUAGCUGUGAGGCCCAGAGGGGCUCUCCCCCCAUCCUGUACCAGUUUUAUCGCGAGGACGUCCCCUUGAGGAGCAGCUCGGCCCCCUCUGGGGGAGGAACGUCUUUCUACCUGUCUCUGACUACAGAACAUUCUGGAAACUACUCCUGCGAGGCCAACAAUGGCCUGGGAGCUCAGCGCAGUGAGGUGGUGUCACUCAGUGUCAUCGCGGACCGCGCAUCGUGCCCGCCACACUCAGUAUUCCUGACGUUCUGCUCACCUUCAUGCCUUUGUUUCUAUGAUUCCUUCACACGAUGCAGGCUGUUUCUGCUGCUGCCAUCACACCUGAGGGACUCCUUGCCUGGACUCCUCCCAGCGUCGCACCCCACCCUCACCCUCAGGGCGCCCGGGGCCCAGGCCAAGGUGGGAGACAUGGUGGAGCUUCGCUGCGAGGCCCAGAGGGGCUCUCCCCCCAUCUGGUACCGGUUUUAUCACGAGGACGUCCCCCUGGGGAACAGCUCGGCCCCCUCUGGAGGAGGAGCGUCCCUCAACCUCUCUCUGACCGCAGAACAUUCUGGAAACUACUCUUGCGAGGCCGACAACGGCCUGGGGGCCCGGCGCAGCGAGGCGGUGCCACUCAGCAUGUCAGGGCUGACCGGGAGCAGAAGUGGCCCCAUUGCUACGGGUGUCACCGGGGGGCUGUUCAGCACCCUGGGCUUUGGGGUCGUGGCCCUGCUGUUGUAUUGCCGGCUCCCAAGGAAAGCAGGAGGAAGGCCGACCUCUGACCCCUCCAGGAGCCCUUCAGACUCCAACAUCCGAGAGCCCAUCUACCACAAUGCACCAGCCUGGCUGGAACUGCAGCCAGUAUACAGCAAUGUAAAUCCGAAAGGAGGAGAAGUUGUGUACUCGGAAGUCCAGAGGAUUCCGCAGGGGAGCAAACCUGCAGCGAACCCGGACUCCGUGUUAGGGCUCCUCCGGACCCACCUGCCCUCCCACGGCCAGGCCGCCAGCCACCGGCCUUCCGACCCCCCGGGCUCGUCUGUCAUCUACUCCCAGGUGAAGGUGGCAUGACCCUCGGCCUCCGUGGCUCCUCAAAGCUGAGUCCACACACACGCCCUGCGUCCCAAGCCAUCCUGGGGGCAAGGACAUCGGCAUGGGGUGACUUGAACGGGUCCAGGCCCCAUCCCCUGGCCUCUGCCCUCGGUGUGACCGGAGCACGGGACUGUGGGACGCUGCCGUUUCGCAAGUGAAAGUCCGUGCACCUCACGGGCUUUCUGUCUGGUGACACGUUGCUCCCCCCGGGGCCAUCCCGUCCCCUGGCUUCCUUAGCGGGCUUCAGCCACAGUCCCUGUUCUGGGUCCCACUCCCGUGCACACGCCAGCCGCUCCUAGUGGAGCCUGCUCCGGGACUUCGAGGAGGCCACCUGCCCCCUUCCUGUGGACACCCGUCACCUGUAGAGACCUCCACCAUAGACACCUGCUCCCCCUGGACACCUGCCCCCCCCCUCCCCCCGCCGCGGACACCUGCUCCCCUGCAGCUCCUUUCUUCAGCGCUCUUCCGUCUGGUGGGGCUACCGUGGCAGUCUACCAAGUGGGGACGGGCGCAGCUGGCUGUGGACCUCCCUCCCCACCAUGGGGCUGCAUUUCAUGCCCCCCACCUGCCUGGGACGUUAAGGUCAGCCCCUGACAGCACGAGAGCUUCUCCCCUGCAUGCGGGCCCACACCCCUGCCAGUGGGCUCACAUCCCCUUCCCGUGAGCCCUCCGGUGUGGGUGCAGGAACGCGUCUCACCUGCGCAGAGCUCCUGUCGGGAGGCUCC